Messenger RNA from Humulus lupulus (European hop), 2098 nucleotides. Its product is annotated as putative disease resistance RPP13-like protein 1. The coding region runs from base 239 to 1207 and encodes 322 amino acids. The transcript has 4 exons. The record is from RefSeq and is a predicted model, not a curated record. NCBI's taxonomy places the organism in Eukaryota, Viridiplantae, Streptophyta, Magnoliopsida, Rosales, Cannabaceae. Gene Ontology annotation, molecular function: protein binding.
CUCCAAGAUGUGAUUUAUCAAGCUGAUGACUUGGUGGAUAGGAUUGACUAUGAAGCUCUGCGAUCCAAGCUUGAAGAUGAUCGAUCUAGCAGCGGCACAAGCAAGAUGGAACCUCAUGAUUCUUGUCAUGGUAUCAAGAGUCAAUUCCCUAGCGGGCAUUCGAUCCACACCGAUCCAAAAGAGUGAGCUAAGCUGCAAGAGAUCCGCAUAAUGCAAAAAAAUAUUGUUUUCCUACGAUAUGUUUCUUGCUGCAGAAAGUUGUUUAAGAGUGCUUUCUUUAAACAACUCUUCUAUCAAGGAGCUACCAGAUUCGAUUAGCAAUCUAAAGCACUUAAGGUACUUGGACUUGUCUUACACUGAAAUUGAUGAGUUAUCUGAUUCAAUUUGUACUUUGUAUGAUCUACAGACUCUAUUAUUGUUAGAUUGUUAUAAACUUUCUCAACUACCAAAGAAAAUGGGAAGCCUAAUCAAUUUGCGAUAUUUGGAGAUUGAUGGUGUACCUUUGAAAGAGAUACCAGAAGAAAUUAGUAAUAUGAAACACUUACAUUUCUUAUCUAAUGUGGUUUUGAGUGACAGAAAUAGUGGAGGAUUUAAAAUGAAAAGUGCAGCAAUGCUUGCAAAUUUACGUUGCAUUUCAGGGUUGGAAAAUAUCAAAGAUGCAACAGAAGCUUCAGAAGCUAAUUUAAUAGAUAAGAAGGGUGUUUCAAAACUGACUUUGAGCUGGAAUGUUAAUGGCUAUGUGGCUGAUAGUUCGCAAAAAGAAAAUGAUAUACUUGAUGCACUUCGACCUCAUACAAACUUGGAGCAUCUUGGUAUUGAAAAUUACAGAGGUACAAAAUUCUCGGAUUGGAUUGGAAACUCUUCAUUUUCAAAUUUAGUAUCUAUCAUGUUAUUAAAUUGUAAAAGUUGUUAUAUUUUACCACCACUUGGGCAACUGACAUUUCUCAAAGAUCUCAAAAUUAUUGGAUGUGAUAGUGUGGUCUCAAUAGGUGAUGAGAAUCAUCACAAUGGUCCAUUAUUCAGCUGUCUAGAAUCUUUAGAGAUCUACGAUAUGUUGGAGUGGAAAGAUUGGUCAUUUAGUAGUGAAGCUAUGCAACAAGGUCUGCAAAUAUUUCCUCUUCUUAAAAUACUUCGACUCGAAAAUUGUGAAAAGCUUAAUUGGCUUACCUGGUUAUCUUCCAUCCUUGGAAUCUCUGUAUAUCUCUGACUGCCAACAAAUGGUGGUUUUACACUCGAGAACUCAACAGCAGACCAUCACAGCCCCUCCAUCUCUUGCCUCCAUAUGUAUAGAGCAUUGUCCAGUGUUGGAAUCGCUUCUCGAAUGGGGAUCACACUCGAAAGUGAAGUGGCUGAAUUUAUGGUACACUGAAACACUCUUUGAGAACCAUAAGCAAUGGGAUUUGCAUAGACUCUCCUGUCUAGAACACUUUGGUAUCAGUGGAUGGGAGGGUGUUUCCUUUCUUGAUGAGGGGCUCCUUCCGACUAAUCUGAAUCGUCUUCACAUUUAUGAUUGUAUCAACCUUGAAACCUUAAAUGGCAAGGCCUUUCAAUAACUUACCUCCUUUACAUCCUUGAGUAUUGGUGACUGUGAAAGAUUGCAGUGCUUGCCAGAAGAAGGGCUCCCUACUUCUCUUUCUGAAUUAUAUAUAGAUGGAUGUCCUUUGUUAAAGCAAGGCUGUGAGAAAGGAGGAGAUGAAUGGCCUAAGAUUGAGCACAUCAAUUGUGUGGAAUUGGAUAAUGAACGUAUCAAUAAAAUGCCCCAAUGAUAUCAAGUACAGGGAGUUUUAAAAGGCUUUGACCAGGCUACAAAUGUCAUUGUUGAUGAGUCUCGUGAACACGUUUCCUCCACAAAGCAAAGUGUUCAGCAACUAGUGUCGGGUCAAGUCUCAACUGAUGAUGUAGAGAAAAGUUCUCUAUGUAUAGACAAUGGUCAACUAAUGCAUAAAAAGAUUGUACAAUUAAGGUACUUGGACUUGUCUUGGGGUGAAAUCAAAGAAUUGCCUAAUUCAAUUUGUACUUUGUAUAAUUUACAAACUUUAUUGCUGGUGAAUUGUAAUAAUCUUUGUGAAUUACCAAAGAAAAUGGCAAGUUUAAUCAA